AUGUCUGGCCCUCCUAGAUACCCACUCUUGGGGUGCAAGACAACCUACGACACGAAACUCCAAGACCCUUCGGCCAAGCUCUAUGACGGGUUGGCGGAGCCUUGUCCGUUUUCCUUGACUCUGGCGCCCCUAGAAACUCAGCUGCGGAAACGUUUUCGUGCCCACCAGAACCAGGACACGAAGGAGGACGCUUACCCUGCUUACGCUGCCCCGUGCUCUGCUGAAAGCGGCGACGAUAUGAUCAUUUCCGAUACCGACACCGUGCCUGACGUGACCCAUCCGCCCAAGAGACGCCUCACGCUGGCCAACCAGCCCGAUACAAGACAGGUGCCCGUUUCGGCAGACUCGGUGAUGUCCAUCUCCAGCACCCAUAGCGUGGCCGCCCCUGCUAUCCGAAGCGCCUCCAAUACGUUCAUCAAGCCCGAAAGCCAGAUACACCCAUGCACGCCCAACGGGAUAGAGUCUAUGACAAACUCGCCCAUCCUGGAUAUGGAAGACCAGAACCCCAGCAGCUACGCUACCGACAAGCGGUCCGUGCAUGAGUUCUGGGAACGCUGUUUGCUGAAACCUCCAGGCACUCAGGGCGACUUGGCGGAGCUCAUGGUGAAUCUUUCAAACUUCUCGCUGGCCCCGUGCCGAAACCACAUCAUCUUCCAGCUCUUACAACAAGUUGACCGUUCGCUGCUUUCAACGUUCUGUGGCAUAAUUCAGGACUCGUUGAGACGCGACUUGUUGUCAAGCUUACCGUUGGAGGUUGCAUUAUCGAUCUUGUCCCACUUGGACUACAAGUCUGUUUUGGCCGUCUCCAGAGUCUGCCGGUCUUGGAAUCGCUUGGUUAACAACAACACAUUGUGGACCGCUAUGCUUCAUAGAGACAAGCUCUUGAGAGACCCAGCUCUACUAGAUAAAGAGCUCUCCAACCCCGACGCGCUCAUAGCAGGCUGGGCCACUCCUAGUCCAUACCUUAGCGAUAUUAACUUGGCCCAAACACUUUACAAGAAACGCUUCAUCAUUUUGCAGCGCUGGAUGAACCCCUCGUAUGAACCAAAACGCAUAAGCGUGGCAGGCCACGGCUCGAGUAUAGUCACAUGUCUACAACACGAUGAAGAAAAAAUCAUCACCGGUUUUGAAGGGAAGCUGAUGAACGUUUAUGAUACUCAAACUGGUGAGCUCCUUCGUGUUCUAAAAGGUCACGAUGGCGGAGUUUGGGCCCUCAAAUAUUUCUCCAAUACCUUGGUGAGUGGCUCUACUGAUCGUGACGUGCGUGUUUGGAACAUCCGUACUGGCAAGUGUACCCAUAUGUUCAGAGGUCAUACUUCGACUGUAAGAUGUCUAGAUAUCUUGCACCCCGUACAGAUCGGUGUCGAUGAUAACGGUGAGCCUAUCAUGUUUCCCAAGGAACCGCUCUUAGUCACUGGCUCAAGAGACCACAACUUGCAUGUCUGGAAGCUUCCCUUGGAUAAUGAGGGCGAGCAUGCAGAUGAAAUCACCGAGACAAAGACCUUCGAUAGUAAAGAUCCCGACAACCCUUAUCUUGUUGCCGUUUUGGUCGGUCACACCCAGUCCGUUCGUUCCGUAUCCGGCUACGGCAAUAUCAUUAUCUCUGGCUCAUAUGAUACAACCGUCAGAGUUUGGGACUUGAAAGAAGGUGGCAGGUGCAAGCAUGUAUUGGAAGGCCAUAAUGAUAGAAUCUACUCGACCUCCUUGAACUACAAGACACGUCGUUGCUACUCGGGAUCUAUGGACCUGUCCAUCAAUGUCUGGGACUUCGAGAAAGGGAAGCUUCUUUUCUCUUUGGAAGGGCACAAUUCUCUCGUUGGAUUAUUAGAACUUUCUGAGGAUUACUUGGUUUCUGCCGCAGCUGAUUCUACUUUGCGUGUUUGGAAUCCAAACACUGGAGAGAACUACAGCAAGUUGAAGGGACAUAAUAGCGCCAUCACCUGCUUUCAGCAUGACAGUCUACGGAUUGUGAGUGGCAGUGAACGCAUGCUCAAGCUUUGGGAUGUCAAGACCGGUAAGUUCGUUCGUGAUCUACUUUCCGACAUCACCAAGGGUAUCUGGCAAGUGCGCUUUGAUCCUGAUAGAUGUGUUGCUGCUGUGCAAAAGCAAGGAUCUGAUAACGAGGAAACGUACAUCGAAGUUCUCGACUUCAGUGCUCCACUCAACAAGAUAACCUCGUGA
This is a messenger RNA of Candidozyma duobushaemuli, 2181 nucleotides long. It is a transcript of the gene CDC4, whose product is annotated as SCF ubiquitin ligase complex subunit. The transcript has 2 exons. The record is from RefSeq and is a predicted model, not a curated record. Gene Ontology annotation, cellular component: cytoplasm; nucleus. Gene Ontology annotation, biological process: ubiquitin recycling; proteasome-mediated ubiquitin-dependent protein catabolic process. Bases 1 to 2181 code for a protein of 726 amino acids. Gene Ontology annotation, molecular function: ubiquitin binding. NCBI's taxonomy places the organism in Eukaryota, Fungi, Ascomycota, Pichiomycetes, Serinales, Metschnikowiaceae.